Biomphalaria glabrata is the source of this 710-nucleotide messenger RNA. RefSeq lists its product as uncharacterized. The record is from RefSeq and is a predicted model, not a curated record. Lineage: Eukaryota; Metazoa; Mollusca; Gastropoda; Planorbidae. The coding region runs from base 77 to 439 and encodes 120 amino acids. The transcript has 2 exons.
AGAUAAGUCUUUACUUGGUGCGAAGUGCAGGCGUUCAUUGCAUUGAGAUAAUAAGGCCCUGGCACUAAGCUUCAAUAUGGCGAGUAGGUGGACCUUGCAACAUUCUCUGGUGAUAUCUCUAGUUCUGUGGCUGGGUGUUCAUAGAGUCCACACCAAUCAGGAUGUGAUAGAGAUGAACUGCGUACCGACCAUCAGACACAAGUUUGACGUCUGCCCGACAGGCUACUGCUGCGUCCGAGAUGAGUUCCUGGCCACCUACGUUUACUGCAAGAAGAUUGGAGCCCAGGACGACAACUGCACCACGAGGGAGACGGAGUCGUCAUGCCCUUGCGGAGCAGGACUGUACUGCAAGGCGAACAUAGUAGGCACUUUCCCGUCUGUGUACGGGAAAUGCGACGUGAGCCCGAACGUGACGUCAACCCCUUCUAUCGUGGGGUAGAACAAGAUGGUCACGUGACUUCCGCCAGGCCGAUCUAAUUGGACCUUAAUUUAGUUAACAUGUUCCUCGUGUCUUAUGGAAAAAAAAAAAGAAACAAUGAAAAUAAAUUUUAAAAAAAGGAAAGAAAUGGCAAACAAAAGAGUUGACGAUUUCUUCAACAAAAUGUUUGUAAUAAUGCAAUUUAUCACGUGAUCGGCAUAAUGCGUGCUUGGUCAUGUGAUCGGUACUUAAAUGAAGAUAAAUAUAAAAACAUGCAAUUUUACAAGCUCAA